This is a messenger RNA of Xiphias gladius (swordfish), 882 nucleotides long. RefSeq names its product solute carrier family 66 member 2. NCBI's taxonomy places the organism in Eukaryota, Metazoa, Chordata, Actinopteri, Istiophoriformes, Xiphiidae. The transcript has 5 exons. Gene Ontology annotation, biological process: retrograde transport, endosome to Golgi; phospholipid translocation. Gene Ontology annotation, cellular component: trans-Golgi network; endosome. The record is from RefSeq and is a predicted model, not a curated record. The coding region runs from base 148 to 882 and encodes 244 amino acids.
AUGGAUCGUGCGCGAACGUUUCUCCACCUCUCGUGUGAACGAGCUGAGAUUUGAAAGUUGGAGCUGCCAGGGAACUGUGUUUUUUGACGCUGAACCAUUGGUGCAACCUCUAGACCCCCUCGACGCCCCUGAGCUUUUCUCAGUGUGAUGGAUGCGGAGGUGGUUCUACAAGAGGAGGACAUGGAGGGCUCGUGGAUGCUGCUGUCCUGGCUGGCGUCCUGCCUCAUGGUGUUUGGAGGGGCCCUGCCCUAUGUGCCACAGUACCAGGAGAUCCAGAGAAGCAGCAACACUGAGGGCUUCUCCACCAGAGUCUGUCUGGUACUGCUCAUAGCCAACAUCCUGCGCAUACUCUUCUGGAUAGGGAAGCAGUUUGAGCUGACCCUUCUGCUCCAGAGUGUGGUGAUGAUCGUCGCCAUGUUUGCCAUGCUCCACCUCUGUUGCACAGUCCAAAACACCAACCGGGUGAGCACCAAGCAGCACCGACUUUCAGACUUAGACUUUCACUACUUCUGGAAGUGGAGCGCAUUUGAGGACUACCUGCUCUUCUGUUUCACCCUCACCGUGCUGUGUGCAGUGGUCACCCUGCUGCUGCUGGACUCUGCUGUGUUUGUGGAGAUGCUGGGCUCCAUGGCUGUGGUGUUUGAGGCCAUGCUGGGCCUCCCUCAGCUACUGCAAAACUUCCACAAUUGCUCCACCAAAGGCAUGAGUGUGAAGAUGGUGCUGCUGUGGACAGCAGGUGAUGUCUUCAAGACCAUCUACUUUGUGAUGAAUGAAAGCCCGGCUCAGUUCUGGGUGUGCGGUUCAGUCCAGAUCUUGAUCGACGUGGCCAUCCUGCUCCAGGUGCUAUUCUACAGCCAAGACACACAGGUCAAGCGAGGCUGA